UCCGCCAUCUUGGACGGAACUGAGACGGCUUGGUUGUAUACUGAAAGAAAUUUUGUUUGAAAUAAGCAAAUCGAAGCCUCCAUGGAGGAAAAACGGAGCUCAAGCAGAUCAAAACGCCAGUCUAAGUCUGCCCCAGACGAAGGAUUCUGGGACUGCAGUGUUUGCACGUACAAAAACUCCCCCGAAGCCUAUAAGUGUGAAAUGUGCGAUGUCCGGAAAGGUACUUCUACCAGGAAGCCAAGGCUCAACUCCCAGCUGGUAGCACAGCAAGUGGCUCAACAGUUUGCACCCCCAGCUCCACCAAAGAAAGAAAAAUCUCAUAAUCCUGCUAAAAAAGAAAAACUUGGUUCUCAUUCUAAAGAUGGCAACAGACCCCCAAGGUUAAGGAACAUAGAUCGAAGUAGCGCCCAGCACAUCCCAGUCACCGUGAACAAUGUGACAGUCAUCAUCACGGAUUACCAGCCAAAAAUGAACGGACAUAUUUCUUCCUCUGAAAAUACAAAUCAUAGCUCGGACGCGAGUAGCGACACAAACUCUUCCAGCACAAGUCACGAUGCCAAUGAUGAAGACUCACCAACUGAAAAUGGCAACAACUGAUCUCAUUGGCUAUUGUUGGAAUGGAUCAGUGAUUUGAUUGGCUCAUGGCAGCUGAAGAUCGGUUCCUUUGGCUAAUGGUGAUGACCAAUGCUGUUUUUGAGAUCUUCAUUACUGGAUUGGUAUGGAAACUGAAAGUGUUAUGACAGUUCCUUGGCUGAAAGAGUUGACCAAUGAGUGCUUGCAAAUGGUGUUGAA
Messenger RNA from Haliotis rufescens (red abalone), 792 nucleotides. RefSeq names its product YY1-associated factor 2-like. Gene Ontology annotation, molecular function: DNA binding; transcription coregulator activity. The transcript has 4 exons. Gene Ontology annotation, cellular component: nucleus. Bases 82 to 597 code for a protein of 171 amino acids. The record is from RefSeq and is a predicted model, not a curated record. Gene Ontology annotation, biological process: positive regulation of DNA-templated transcription. Lineage: Eukaryota; Metazoa; Mollusca; Gastropoda; Lepetellida; Haliotidae.